AUGGCCGGGACACUGGAAGGCAGCACGGAUCUCAUCACACAGCAGGGCCUCCCUAGAGAGCAGGUGUGUGGUAAGUGUGGUGAACGUGGCAGAGGUUUCAGUCAGCAUUCAGAGCUUCACCAGCAUCAGGGAAUUCGCAGCAAUACGAAGCCCUAUAAAUGCCGAGAAUGUGGGAAAGCCUUCAGAUAUAACUCAAAACUGUCACGGCACCAGCAAAUCCACCCUGGGGAGAAACCAUACUCAUGUCAGGAAUGUGGACAAGCCUUUGGUCAGAAUUCACACCUCCUUCAGCAUCAGAAACUCCAUGGUGGAGAGAAGCCCUAUGAAUGUAAGAACUGUGGGAAAACCUUCAGUUACAACUCAAAACUUACCCGGCACCAGCGAAUCGACACCAGGGAGAAACCCUUUAAAUGUAAGGCUUGUGGGAAGGCUUUCCGAUGUAGCUAUGACGGCAUCAUCCAUGAGUGAAGAAUCCACACUGGGGAGAAGCCCUACGAAUGUAAGGAGUGUGGGAAAAGUUUCCGUUCGAAUUCAGUCCUGAUUCAGCAUCAGAGAAUCCACACUGGGGAGAAGCCCCACGAAUGUAAGGAGUGUGGGAAAAGUUUCCGUUCGAGUUCAGUCCUGAUUCAGCAUCAGAGAAUCCACACUGGGGAGAAGCCCCACGAAUGUAAGGAUGAAUGUUGGAAAACUUUCAGUUGUAGCUCCCGUUUUGUUGUACAUCAGAGAAUCCACACGGGAGAGAAACCUUAUGAAUGCCAAGAGUGUGGGAAGGCGUUCAAUCAGAAAGUCACCCUGGUACAGCAUGAGCGAGUUCACACGGGGGAGAAACCUUACGAGUGUGAGACGUGUGGGAAAACCUUCACAUGGAGUGCAAGUUUCAUUCAGCGUCAGAAGUGGCAUACUAGGAAGAAACCCGUCCAAGUCACGGGGCCAUCUGUAGUUACACCCCACGCCCCUUCUCCAGUCCUCUCCCUUCUGCCUGCCCCACCUGUGUGCUCUGCCGCAGCCAUGCCAGGGUCUCCCCCAUCUUCUCCGCAUGCAGGGCUACUCCCAUCCUCUGUGCUGCUCCUCCUGCUGCUCCCCUUAUCUGAGAUGGCCGGUUCUUCCCGUGGCCAAAUAGUGCAUUUCUUCCAGGAUCUUGCUUCUCCUGGGAAGUCACCCCUUGUAGCCUGA
Molossus molossus (Pallas's mastiff bat) is the source of this 1173-nucleotide messenger RNA. RefSeq names its product zinc finger protein 619 (gene ZNF619). Gene Ontology annotation, cellular component: nucleus. Gene Ontology annotation, molecular function: DNA-binding transcription factor activity, RNA polymerase II-specific; RNA polymerase II cis-regulatory region sequence-specific DNA binding. NCBI's taxonomy places the organism in Eukaryota, Metazoa, Chordata, Mammalia, Chiroptera, Molossidae. Gene Ontology annotation, biological process: central nervous system development; regulation of transcription by RNA polymerase II. The transcript is spliced from 3 exons. The record is from RefSeq and is a predicted model, not a curated record.